AUGGAAAUGGACAAUCAGACCACCACAGUGACUUCCUUUGUCCUUUUGGGAUUUUCCUGCAACCUGUCAGUCAACAUUGUCCUCUUCUUGGUAUUUCUCCUUAUAUAUGCCAUAACUUUGAUGGGAAAUUUGAUGAUUAUGGUGAUCACGAGUCAUCUUCCAAGUCCCAUGUAUUUUUUCCUAGCUCAUCUGGCUUUCCUUGACUUUUGUUUUUCUUCUGUUACUGUUCCAGAGUUGUUAGUGAUUUUCUCUGCGAGCCAGACUAUUUCAUACUCUGCUUGCUUUAGCCAAAUGUUCUUCGUCUUUCUAAUGGGGACCACUGAAGGUUACCUCCUUGCAGCAAUGGCUUAUGACCGAUAUGCUGCCAUUUGCAGGCCCCUCAAUUAUGUGCAAAUUAUGAACAAAGCAUGUUGUAGGAGGCUGGUGGGUGGUGCAUGGGCACUUGGCUUCUUAUGUUCCAUAAUCAACGUAUUACCUGUUUUGAGGCUAAGUUUCUGUGGAUCAGAUAUUAUCAGGCAUUUCAGUUGCGAGUUUCCAACUCUUCUUGCACUUUCCUGCUCAGAAACUUUCCUCAAUAAACUGGCAUUCUACAUGAUAGGAAGUGCCUUUGUAGGUAGUUCAUUAAUUGUUAUUCUAUUUUCCUACAUCCACAUCAUCUCAACUAUCCUGAAGUUGAACUCCACAGAAGCAAAGAGAAAAACUUUCUCUACCUGUAGUGCUCACCUUAUUGUUGUGGUUUUGUAUUAUGGUACUGGAUGUUUUAGGUAUAUGAGGCCCAGUUCAGCCUCCUCAAUUUUUGUGGAUGAACUCUUCUCCGUUCAGUAUAGCAUUUCAACACCCAUGCUGAACCCCCUUAUUUACAGCCUGAAAAACAGGGAAGUGAAGGAAGCCAUCAAAAAGCUAAUAGGUUACAAAUCCUAG
Molecule: messenger RNA, 921 nt
Organism: Python bivittatus (Burmese python)
Lineage: Eukaryota; Metazoa; Chordata; Lepidosauria; Squamata; Pythonidae
Product: olfactory receptor 8H3-like
Biological process (GO): G protein-coupled receptor signaling pathway
Cellular component (GO): membrane
Molecular function (GO): G protein-coupled receptor activity; olfactory receptor activity
Source: RefSeq, a predicted model, not a curated record